Psylliodes chrysocephalus is the source of this 14417-nucleotide messenger RNA. The record is from the annotation of a GenBank genome assembly. Lineage: Eukaryota; Metazoa; Arthropoda; Insecta; Coleoptera; Chrysomelidae.
AGCAACUAACAUGUGUGAAAAAUGAAAAAUUCCAAAAGGAAUAUGGCCGCCGUCAAAUAUGUGUGUGGUUGAAUGACGUUAAUAUUGUAAUGUAAAAAAAGUACGAAUUAAACCGACUUUUUGUGUAAGUGUUAAAUUUUGUGAAGUUUGUGGUCCAUGAUAGUGUUUAUUACUUAAUCGCCAAAAAUGGCCUACACUCGUCCAAGGGACUUGGAUGGGUUCUUGAUCCUUCUGUCGAAACCAGACACGAAAUUUCGACAACAGCUAGGAACCGAUCUUCUGACUUUUUUGGCAGAACCAUCCAAUCCGAUCGAUUGCCAGGACAUUGGACUGUUCGUAGACGGGCUCAUACCUUGGAUGCAAAGUAGCAACUAUAAGGUAUCUAGCAACGGCAUAGAAGUAUUGACAUAUCUGAUAGAUCGAUUAGGAACAGAUUUUAGGCAUUACAUACAAACAGUAUUACCAAACGUUAUAGAUAGACUGGGAGAUGCCAAAGACACGGUCAGGGAGAAAUCGCAAUUGCUCAUUUUGAAAUUAUUGGAGAGGAACGUCCUGACGCCACAAACCUUAAUUGAAAAACUACAACCGGGUUUUACGCACAAAAAUGCGAAAAUUCGGGAAGAAGUUCUCAGAUGUCUGGUAAAUACAUUAAACGAACAUGGAACGCAAUCACUAACACUGAACAAAUUCAUUCCAGACAUUGUUAAUCUACUUUCUGAUCCAACAGCAACAGUCAGGGAUACAGCAUUUAACACUUUAGUAGAUCUAUACAAACAUGUUGGUGAAAAGUUAAGGACAGACUUGCAGAGGAGGAACAUUGUACCUCAGGCAAAAUGGUUAGUGCUUUCAAGCAAAUUUGAUGAAGCCAGAACUCGAGGUGAACUUUUGGCGUCUGCUUCUCGAAACGUAGAUUUAAAUUGCGACGAAACUGACAGGGCUGUGAUGGCUAAACCUUUAGUUCCUGUGAAAAAGCCAUUUCUGGGCAGCGCUACAAAAGCUAGAAACGUAGCGUCUACUCCUAGCAGUGCAAAUUCUGCUGGUGCAGUUGAUGAAGAAUCGUUUAUAAGAAGUUUCGAAGACUGUCCAUCGAUAACAAUAUUUUCAGCAAAGGAAGUUAUUGAACAAUUAAAAAGUAUACAAGAAAUAAUUUCGGACACGAAUAAGGACUGGAAUAAAAGGACCGAGGCUUUGAAAAGAAUAAGAUCUGUAGCCAUUGCGGGAAUGUCGUACUUUGAAGAAUUCCACUUAGGUUUAAGAAAUAUGGAAAUAGCCUUGCAAGGAUCUUUAAAGGAUCUUCGUUCGCAAGUAGUUCGGGAGGCAUGCAUCACUAUCUCUUAUCUAUCACAAACUAUGGGCAACAAAUUCGAUAAGACUGCCGAACUUCUGUUGCAACAUCUGAUCAAUCUAAUUCAAAAUUCAGCGAAGGUUAUGGCAACAUCAGGUCAAAUAACAGUAAGGUUCCUCAUUCAAUAUACACACAGUACUAGAUUAAUUCCAAUUAUUACGAACAAUUCGAUAAAGUCAAAAAGUAAGGACAUUAGAAGAGCAUGCUGUGAAUUUUUGGAGAUGAUUUUAACCCAAUGGCCCAGACAUCCAUUAGAGAGGCACAUUCCUACUUUACAAGAAGCGAUUAAGACUGGCGUGGCGGACGCCGACCCAGAAGCUAGGGUCAUUUCAAGAAGGGCAUUCCGAGGUUUCAGAGACCAUUUUCCCGAUCAAGCUGAACAGCUUCUCCAAUCACUAGACCCGAGUUACCGCAGAGCUUUACAAGGCGAAGGAAUGUCGACUAGUUCAUCACAAAACAACAUCGCCAGCGGAUUUAAAACGCCGAGGACGUAUGGUAGAUCCGCGGUGGCCAGCGCGACAGAUUCGCCAAGGAAAGGUUUCAGAAGUAACUCGGCUAUUGACUUACAAGCAGCCCAAAGGGCCAAAGCUAGAGCGCAAUAUUCCGUUAUGGCUCGAACUAAAAUUCAGUCCGGCACUGCAAGUCUGCAGGGAGAGGUAGCUCAGCAAGCAAGGCCAAAAAGAUCUCCGGAUAUGAUAAAUACAGCAUCACCUGAACGAAUGAGCCGAACAAGGAGUCGAAAUUCACAGUCGCAACCUACAAGUAGGUCAGGAUCACCAAGUUCCCGCUUAGCCUACAUCUAUCACAGAACUCCAGAGCAUGAAUCUCCAAGACCUAGAAGAUUGUCUUCUGGUAUUCCCAGAUCGACCCAAAAUUCCAGAGACGUUUCUAGAGAAACUAGUCCAAACAGAAGUUUAAAUAGGUAUAGAAGAGGAAACGACAGACCACCAAUGAGUCCAGCUUCGAGACCAGUAUUGGCCCAAAAAAUUUUACAACAAAGCAGAGAAGCUGAAAAUGCUUUGGCGGAUGUUUUUAAUAGUUCCACAACAGACCAUUACAGAAUACCAAGGAAAAACAUUCGAUCUAUAGACAACCAAUCCGAUGAAUCUGAAACAUCUAGUGUCUGUUCGGAAAGAUCUGAAAGGUCUUUUGAUUCCUUUAGGAAAACAUGUGAUGAUAUAAACCAAAUAAUAGCGAUGUGCGCAAGUACAAAUUGGCAAGAGCGAAAAGACGGCCUCCUUUCGCUACAGUACUACCUCAGUUCUGAAGUGCCUUUGACUCCAGGAGAACUAAAACAUCUCACUGAAAUCUUUACUCGAAUGUUCAUGGACUCGCAUACCAAAUGUCUGAGCGUGUUUCUUGACACGCUUCAUGAAGUUAUCAGAUCGUACAAAGGAAGCCUCGAAUUUUGGUUGUACGUACUCCUCCAAAGAGUUUUUUUGAAAAUAGGUACAGAAACUUUGAGUUCGAUCCAAGGUAAACUCAUGUCGACGUUGGAUUUGAUCAAAUCGAGCUUCCCGAUCAGUUUGUUGAUAUCUAACGUGUAUCGAUUUCUCAUCGACGCGACUCAAACACCAAAUACUAAGGUUAAAAAUGUUGUUUUGAAUACGCUUUCCUCGCUUUGUAACAAUCCAGAUGCUGCGCAGUUUAUUUCGCAAGUUCCCGCUAGUCAAGCUCUCCUCAAGAUCAUUUCGUACGCUCAGGAUACUAAAUCUUCCGAAACUAGACAAGCCGCAAGGCAAUGCAUCGUAACCUUGUGGAACUGUAAUACCCCUCAAGUCACGAUGAUGCUAGCGGAACUUCCUAAGGAACUGCAAGACCUGGCAUCUAACGUUGUGCACAGUCAUAUGAGGAAGAGUUCGACGGGAAGCGAACCUGGAAGUCCCAUGACUGUCGGAAGUCCAAAACCUCUCUCUCCCGGUAUAUCUCCUCUUAGAGAUGGGUUUGAUCAAGACGAUAUCCACAGAAAAUUGAGGAAAACUACGGCCGAGAUUCAGAAUUACAGUUUUGAAACUUUAGGAACCAAACUAGAUAGAGAUAGAGACACAACAUCACAGGAUUCAGGCAUAUCCCAAAUGUCUGCCGGUAACGACGUUGCAAAAGAUUUAAAUUUAAUAGAAGAACAAAUGGAAGAAUUGACGAUUAGGCCGAACUUUAGUGUUAGAUCAGGUUCACGGUCGUUACCUUAUUCGGCUGUCAACGGUGUUUCCGAAAACGAAUCGAACGGUUUCAGAAGUUUAGGUGAAAUUAAAGACUCCGAACAAAUAGUGUUAAGUAUAAUAGAACAUUGUUUAGUGCCUGUCUCGAUAGAAGAGAAGCGUAAAUUAUUAUCUCAACUACACGAACUGAUCAAGUCAGGUCAGACUGAACACGUCAAAAAGAAUUUCAAAAAAAUAUUACGAAUCAUUAUCGACCAUCUCAACGAAAAAGAUACUACGAUACAGGUGACGGUACUUCAAACUCUCCGAGCUAUUUUUCAAGCUGCCGAUAUGAAACCAUGUUGGAGUGAUUUUCUCGAAUUGCUCACAAUACGUGUGCUCGACGCUCACAAAGACGAAAAACGAGAAGUUGUAAAAGAAGCCGAAUUGACGGCAGCCGCGAUGACGGUGUGUCCUUUCGAGGCAAUAGUAGCAACGGUUGCACCAAUGAUCAGUACUAGUCCGUAUCCCGCAUUGCUGGGUGCCAUCAAAAUGUUGACCAAGUUAAUCGAAGCCCAUCCGGACAAAAUAACGGAGGAACAUUUGAUCAAAAUCAUGCCUGGUCUCAUCAAGGGAACCGAUCACCCAGAGAGUCCAGUGAGGAAGAGCUCGAUAUUUUGCAUGGUCACAUUGCACAAGGCUGUAGGAGAGGAAAGGCUUUCCGCAUACAUGACCCAAUUGUCGGGCAGUAAGGUUAAAUUGUUGAGAUUGUAUAUUGAAAGAUCAGAACAUAAUAACUCGGUACCGACCAGUCCGAAAAAUAAUGGUAAUAGCUAGCCCACAAUGAAUCACAAAACAUAAAAAAGAAUAUUAUCUUCCAAAUUCGGCGAAAUUUGUAUUUUUGUAUAUCGCGAUUGUUGAUUUUUUUUUUUUUUUUUUUGAAAAUGGAUGAUAGAGUAAAAUUGUAAGGGUUGAAAUUGGAUUAAAGAAUAGUUAUCUAUCAAGUGACAUAUGUUGGGCUGCAUUUUGGAGAGCUGAUGUUAUCAAAUAGCGAUCUUCGUGAGGUGUUGUUAUCCUUUUUCUAGCAGGAUAAGCUCGUUUUGUAACUGUUCCACAUUAUAUAGGUUAGGAAACCUAUAAUUUACCGAAUGACUUCUUCUUAGUCUUCAGGUAAUACUCCCUAAUAAAGUAGCUACUGCUACCACUUAAUCUCGCCUCGAAAGUGUCCUUUAGACAAAACCCUUUCUCAAACUAUCAAAAUUAUUCAUUGUAUUGUGAAAACAAGUAAGGUACUUACAAUGAACAGUACAAAACCGGAAUACUUUCUAAAAUAACAUGCUUUGGAACAUUUAUAAAAAUCUAUGAACCAAAAUAUUUUUUUUUAAAUAUUUCUACUUUUUAAAUAUAAAUAGAGAGCGGAAAAAAUGUAUCGAAAUGUAUUUAUAAUACUUUGUAUAUAAUGUAAUUCUCGACAUUCUAAAUACACUUUAAACAAUAAAUAAUUGCAACAGAAUAUCUACAAUAAUCUCGCGCAAAAUUGUAACUGAAUUUAAAUUUCACUCUAAAAUAUUUUAUGUAGAUUAUUUUGAAGAAAUUACUGGGAACUUUGAAACAGUUUUAUUGCUUCAUAGGUACUUUAUAUGUGGAAAUAUCCAAUUCUUCUCUUAGGUAAAUGCUACAUUUGAAUAUUCUAGUGAAAAAUCCUCCCUAAUAUGCACAGUAAUACAUUUUUUUUUUUUAAACAAUAAAAUUAUACGGGAACUGCCCAAAAACUUUAAUAAUGGCAAUGACUUUAAAAAUUGGUCCUGAAUUCGUUUUGACUAGCUUAGAUACUUACUGUUUUAUAUAAAUUCAAAUUGCCUAAAAUGCCUUCUGCAAAUUCACAUUAGCUCUUGAGCUAUAACAGCGCUACUAACUCAAUCAAUGUGUUUAAACAAGGUGGACUACUACGAACUGCAUCGAUUGAUCUCUCGGAAACUGGAUUUAGGAAAAAUUUGAAAAUUUGGAAACUUGCUAGAUGUCUAGAACCUAUUCAUCUAAAAUAGUCUAUUGGGCACCUCCGAUUUUACCGGAAAUGUACCUUAAGUCGCUUAUUUUAAAUACGAAACUAUAUAUUAUUAUAUUUUUAGAUUCUAUUCAAGUUUAUAAGCAUAUUUUAUGUAUCACGUCCCAUACCUAAACGUUUUUGACCUAGAGACAUACAUUUGUUUUUAAUAAUGUUGAAAGAGUCUGGCAUUUUUAUUUCUAGAUUCUAAAAAUGCUAAAAUAAUUCCAAGAUAUAGCAAAAUAACUGCAAAUGCCCUUGCAGACUCGCGAUUCCAGAUUUCUUAACAUAGAUCCUAUUUUUUUCGUCAUUCGUCAUCAGCUCUCCGACUAUCGAGACUGCCAGUCCGCCAGCUUAACGAUGCUAGCAACCUCGAUAUAUUUCAUCCAUAUCCUAACGCCAUUUCAUGUUUAACACGAACAAAGCAUGCCCGAAGGUUCGAUCUUGUCAUGUGCUAUACAAUAUUGUCCAUUGAACAUCUUCCAAUACACCUUGACACAAGUGCACGUAAAAACUACAGAUGGUAGGCAGGAAAGGAACAAUACCAGCGAUGCCAACCUAUACGGCCUGUCCAACGAUCCAACGCGGCCAGUUCGUAUAAAUGCCAACAUUGACAAUUCCUUUUCCGAUUGCUCCAACGCCAACUCUCUGUAUUUUUCACUCGCACUUGUGCAACGUGUAUUGUUAGACGUUGAGUGGCUGAUAUUGUUUAAACUGGCUCAACCCAAGAUACUUGUUCAUUCUUGAAUAGCCAUUAUGAUUUUACUCUGCCAUAUUGCUUUUAGGUAGUUCGCUUUUGAGUUAAAUAUAUAUUUUGUUAUUUCUUCAUUAGAAAUUAAGAUUUAAGAUUUUUUUUACCUAAUGUCUAACCAUAAUUUUUUUAUAAUGCGAACUUUUCCAAUUUCAUCACUUUUCUUCAGGAUGUUCUUUAACAAAUAAUACGGCCAUCAGAUAUAUUUAAAUCGUAGUCGAUGAGCUUAUUUUAUUAGAUAUGUGCUAAAACAUAAUUAAGUUUUUAUUAAUUCCAAUAAUUAUAAUUAAACAUUAACAGAAAUUAAAAACACAUCGUUUUAAACAGUUAUAACACUAACUAGACGUGUAAUUUUAUUAAUCUACUUAAACAAAAUUUUUUGUUUUAAAUUAAACGAAUAGAAUACCAUUAGUUCAUACUUUCAAAUACGUUUUACAAACUUUUCUAAAAUUUGAGAAGGAGUUGAGAAAUGCUUAAUUUUGAGAUUUAAUUUUUAUAAGUAUAUAAGUUUGUAUAUUUAUUAUUCAAACUCGUUUUCUAAAACUUUUACAUCACUUAAAAGCAUCCCUACAAAAAAGCAGGAGUUAGUAAGCCACAGAAAAUUAAAUAAUAGUUUACUUGUCUUCGCUCCAAAUUCAUGAUUAACUGCUUCUGGUCCUAGUUAUUAUUUGUAAUUUUCAUUUUUCAAAUAAUUUUUUCAGUCUUUGAUCUGAAUUUCGAUCAUAAAAUAAAAUUGAUUUUUAUGUUGAACAGCUUUAGUACUAAGUUAAUUUUGUCAUGAUUCCAAACAAAUAUCUGAAUAAAUCUAUUCUUAGUAUUAUAAGUUAAAUAAUAUCCUGCGUAUAUAUUUUUUAGCCUUCAACUAAUUUAUUAUUAAAAUUAAUAUUGUUUUUCUUUUGAUUAUUAAAUGUAUAUAUAUUUAAUCUAUUAACUAUUGCCAUUUUUUCUUGAUACACUAAAUGUGAAAGCACUAUUCUGUGCCAUUUUUAACACGUAUAUUUGUUAAAUUAUUUAAUAAACGGAUAUUGAUAUUGAAUAUUCUCUUUGAUAUUGUUUUCAUGGUUAUGUUUUGUAUAGUUUCAAUUAUUAUCAUUGAUCUGUAUAAUAUAAUAAAUGGAUAGAGAACUCUUAUCAUUUGCCCUCUUAAGAAACAAAGUUACAUUUUUAUGAAAUGGUAUUAACUAUCCAUUUACUAUAUGUAUACAAAUCAAUGGUUAUUAUGCACAUUGAAUGGAAAAUGUAAGAUACAUUUUUUAGAUUUGAAUGGUAUUUAGGCAAAGAAACAAUGUUUUUAUUAUUACAUCCUUGUUUUUAAUUCAAUAAAUUAUUUAAUAAUGAAAACUGGCCUUCUAAAAUGUGUUAUCUAUUAUUGCAUCAGUAAAAAAAAUAAGAAUAUAAACACAAUGGUUCUGGGAAUAAAAAAUGCAGCACCUUUUUGAGAUAAAUACAGAAAGAAUGUUUUUGGCUCAUAUUUUCUUAUAUAUUUAAUUGGGUGAUUUCAUUUUUUCUGUUUGCUUUUUAAGGAGAAUAAUAAAAAUGACCGAUUAAACAAAAUAAUCAUAAAACUAAUAUCAAAUUGGCAACAAUCACUAAUAACAAAUACUAUUAGUUUUUAUUAAAUUUUAAAAGUUUUAAGCAAGCAUUAAAAUGUAAUAAAUUUUAAUAAUAACCAUCGUUAAUUAAAUUCAAUUUUGAAAAUUUGCUAAAUUUAUCAUGUUUUAGUAUCGGGUGGAUGAUACAUCGAAGUUACCAAAUUAAUUUUUGAAAUUCAUUGAGAUCCAUCAUUUUACACUCAUCCGAUAUUUAUGUGGCAACAUUUCAACUAAUAUUGAUUCAUUGAAAUCAGGUAUACAUCAAACUUUGUUUAUAAUAAUUUUAGAAAGUGAUUUCAUAAAAAUUAACAUAACGUUAAAGUAAAUGUACGUUUUCCAAUUAUUUUUCAUAAUUAAAAAAAGGUUUGUUUUGAUUUUGGUAAUACUUCAUUGAAAAUUAUCAAUUUUAUUGUAUCACAAUAGGUAUGACUACUAAUGUUAUAUAUAUUUAUCAAUUCAAAACAGUUGUGAUAAAAAUUACACAAAAACGUAUUUAUUAUUUACAAAAAAAAAUUAAAUGCAUACAUUGCAGCCCAAACUCAAAAUGCAGUCAUUAUUAUUGCAAGUUCUAGAACCAACCAUUAAUAUUUUUACCUAUCCUUAAUUAUGAAUUUUUAAGGAUAAACAGAUAGUGGCGACUAUAUAGCUAAGUCUUAUUUUAACAUUGAAUUUAUUUGCCUCUAAUAACUUUCACUAUUAGUGGCUUAUGUUAUAAAAAUUUGAAAUAUCUCUAGUGUCUACUUAUGAUUUUGUCAAAAAACAAAAAGAUAGUGAUCGGAGUUUCGAAUACUUUUCACAGUCUGCCCAGGAAUUUGUCUUUAUAUAAUUCAUGUAAAUUUAAGAGUUCACCCAAUGGUAACCUCUCCUUUAUAUUCUAUUUAUAAUGGAAAGCUAUCAAAAAGUAUCCCCCAGAAUAUCAUUUGAAAGCCCCGACAAUUGUAAUAGUCGAUAUUUAAAUCACAUCAAUGAUAUAAUAUGUAGUUAUAUAGAUUGCUCAUCCAUAGGUAAAUUGGAUAUAAAGCGUAGAGGAAUGAGAGCAAUCUCAUAUGGUUGUGUAUCGCAAAAAGUGUCCAUCAAAAAACAUUCAAUAAGAUUUUAUGAUGGCAUUACUGUACCAGAAUGGAGUUUGAAAUCACCGAAAAUUGUUAUAGUCGAUAAUUCGGAUUACACAAUCAACCAAUAAUGUAUAUAGGUAUACAGGGUACCAAUAAAAACUCCCAAUCCGGAUAUUUUGGUAAGUAAUAGAGAUAUUUUAAUUCUGUAAAAGCCAGUUCAUAGAACGCUAAGAGAGCUUCAGUUUUAGAUAUUAAUUAAUUUUAAAUAGGUCAAUAGGUAGAUGGCGCUGCGCUCAAUAUAUUUUUUUCGAUUGGAUGAUCUUUCUUAUUUAACGCAUUUUGUAAAAAAUGCAUUUUUAAGCAGAUUUUGUUCUAUAAACUAAUUCGAUAGAUCUAGCCAUUUUUGAUAUACAGAGUGGGUCACUCAAAAAAGUUUCAUCCUGUUUUUCGGCAUUAAUCAUUGGAUUUUUAGAAAAUGCUAAAACAAGUCGAUUUUUAUUCCCAAUUAAACACAUUUCUACAAUGCAGACAUCUGUCAUGUGUCAACCCCCUCCCUUCUACUUCUCCAACCCCUUAAUUUUAAAUAAGGAAUGUAUCAUGUACGGCACAUCAUUAAAAAGGUAAUUUUAUGGGGAAGUCAGAAAUAUGACACUUAAUGCGAUAUAUUUCAUUUUAGCGCCCUCUAUCGGGAUGAAACACCUGUAAUGUAUUAUAAAGUGUUACACUUCAUUUUAAAGCUAAUUUAAUUACUAAUUCAAUGCACCACAUAACAUUAAUAUAAAUAUUUUCAUAUUGCACUUAGAACAAAAUAAAAUUAGCAAUAAUGUUUAAAAUAAUGCAUGAAUAAUUUUCAAACUAUUGCAAGUGCAAUAUGGAGGAUAUUUAUAUAAAUGUUAUGUGCUGCAUUGAAUUAGUAAAUAAAUUUGCUUUUGAAUAAGGUAUCACACUUAAUAAUACGUAUAGUUUUUUAUCCCGAUAGAGGGCGGUACAAUUAAAAGUAUCGCAAUGGACAGUCAUAUUCUAAAUUCCCUAUAAAAUUACCUUUUUAAUAAUAUACUACACAUUGUAGUGUCACACUCUAUAAUACGUAGUAGUUUUUUAUCCCGAUAAAGGGUGAUAAAAUUUAAAUAACGCAAUAUACAGAAAUAUUUCUGAAUUCUUCUUUAAAUUACCUUUUCAAUGAUGUGUCACACAUGAUACAUUACCUAUUUAAAAUUAAGGUGUUGGAGAAGUGCAAGAGAGGCGGUUGACACAUGACAGAUGUCUGUAUUGUAAAAAUGUUUUUAAUUUGGAAUAAAAAUCGACUUGUUUUAGCAUUUUCUUAAAACCCAAUGAUUAAUGCUGAAAAACAGGAUAAAACUGUUUUGAGUGACCCACUCUGUAUAUCAAAAAUGGCUAGAUUUAUCGAAUUAGUUUAUAGAACAAAAUCUGCUUAAAAAUGCAUUUUUUACAAGAUGCGUUAUAUAAGAAAGAUCCUCCCAUCGAAAAAAAUAUAUUGAGCGCAGCGCCACCUACAUAUUGACCUAUUUAAAAUUAAUGUAUAUCUAAAACUGAAGCGCUCUAUGAACUGGCUUUUACAGAAUUAUAUCUCUAUUACUUACCAAAAUAUCCGGCCUGGGAGUUUUUAUUGGUACACACCCUGUAUACAUUGCUGGCCCAUAUGUAAAUUUUAAUAAAGGCCAAAAGUUAAAUUUUAUUGUAAUAUAAUAAUAUUAACAUUAUUAACGUGUGCAAUCAAAAGACGUUGAAGUGGUCACAAAUGUUCAAAAAAUAAUGUCGCAAUUUUUCCAAGCCACGGUACGUAUAAAAUAGUUUUUUUUAUUUGUAUCAUCUUAUUUAGAUAGCCUAGUUUUAAAACAACCUUACGGACGUUUCAUUGGAAACAAGUACAGAACUUGGCCGUGCCCUAACGCCCCCUUGAUCACUGAGUAUAAAAUUCCAAAUACAUCAAACAAUUAUGAGUGUUGAAAAUUAGAGGAACCGCUGUAUACUAGAACUAAAGAGAAUUCGUCGUCUGAUUUACGUAUAGAUGAGUCAGCUAUGUAACUAUAUAUAUAUAUAUAUAUAUAUAUAUAUAUAUAUAUAUAUAUAUAUAUAUAUAUAUAUAUCAUUGGAUCUUGCUCUUCUACUACACAAGAGUCAUUCUGUUCACUUUUUGAAACCUUAUUUACUGUUUUUAAUUGGACACUUUUUGAAAUGAACAACCGUAUGAGAUUGUCCUUCUUUCCUUUACACUCCAUACUUAUUUAAUGCUUUUUGGUGGACACUUUUUUAGAUAAAUAACAAUAUGACAUUGUCCUGUAGAGAAACUACACUCGUAUAUCUUAUUUACAUUAUGGAUGAACAAUCUAUAUAACGAUAUACUUACAAAGAUAGGUCUCCUUACCUCUACUUUUCAUAGUACUAAAAUUGGAACCAGAACUAUGUAAUCAAUAAUAUACAGAGUGUUUCCUAAGUAAUCUGAAAUAUUGUUGUGGGCGAUUCGUCAUUUAAUUUUAAGACGAAUAGCUUCUAUAAACAUGUGUAAUAGAUUUUAUCAUUUAUGAGUUACAGGGCGUUGACUUUUUUGUAAUAAUAGGAGCUCUAAGUGAAAGUUACCAUACAUUUUCCUUAGUGGCGCUACUGGUUUCCUAAAUUACAUACAAGGCUGUAAUAUUAUUCGCAACAUUCCUGGCCACUUCAAAUGUAUUUAAACGUCUACUAUGAAAUGUAAUACUACUUUUAUAUAAUAAAAAAAUCAACACCAUGUAUCUCAUAAACCACAAAACCUAUCGCACAUGUUUAUAGGAGCUUUUCAUCUUAAAAUUGAAUGACGAAUCGCCCACAAUAUUUUAGAUUACUUUGGAAACACCCUGUAUAACGUAUUAUCUUGCCAUGUCCACAUUUUUAUUAUUAAAGAUGUCUACAAGAAAAUUAUUUAAUUGCCAGCAAAAAACGAAAAACUCCAUCAAUGUUAAAUACACACAUCGCCAAAAUUCUUGUCAAAAUGAGACACUAUUAUUAAAAGUCAAGAAGUGUGUUACAUAGUACUUUUAAUUUGGUUAUGUAUCCAAUACAAAUUGGCUGAAUUAAAUUUUAACUAAACAAGAAAAAAAUACGAACGAAAAAUUACUAGAAUUUGAAUUCCAUAAGAAAACCACUUUAGAUCAAAAUCAAAAAUUCGGUGUGUCCUUCCCUCUUCUAUAGUAAGGUAUUAACUCACCUGUGCAGGGAAACAAUAAGGGUGUUGAUGUAAUCCAUUGGGAUGUUCUUCUUGGGCCGCGACUGUGAAUUUCUGGAGGGUGAUAGGAGGAUUAAUUCUGUUUGUGAUUGCUCUUCCAACGAAAUCCCACAAUGUGCUCAAUGGAAUUCGUAACUGGCGAAUUUGCUGGCCACGGUAUUUGAAUAUUCUGAAAGUCUAGUGCAUUUUGUACCCUUCUCGUGCGAUGAAAAUAAAAUUGGCCCCAAUUUCAUUUCAGAGAGGAUAAAUAAUGGGUUCAAUAAUGUUUCGAACAUAUCUAUCAGCUGUCAUAGUAUCUGGAAUGGGAAUAAGCUGCGUAAGACGACCAUGCCUCCCCAAAACAUUACUGUUCUUCCUUGGUAUGGAACGACUUCUCUGGCAAAAGAUAGUCUUUCUGGUCGCCCUGGCCCUCUCCAAACUCUGUGUCGCCGACUAUCAGUAAUUAAACCAUAUCUGGUUUCGUUCUAAAAAAGAACAUUUCGCCACUGAGCUAAAAGCCAGUCUCUGUGUUCCUGUGUCUACUGUAAACGAGCAGCUAUAUGUCUGGGAAGUAACUUGGAUACUCUUAAUGUUCUCCUAGAUCGUAAAUUGACUCCAGCAAGUCUCUGCCGUAUUGUGGUACUGGAAAUGAAUCGACCAUACGUUCUUCUAAAAUGAGUUCGGACAGCUGAGACUGUUACAGUUCGAUUCCGACGUACAUAACCUGCUACAUACCGAUCUUCUCUUGGAUUAGUUACCCUAGGACGCCCAGUCCCACGUCUUCAGUCAACGCUAUUAGUUUCCUGGUACAAACGCACUAUACGGAUAACUGAAGCGCGGGGAAUCCCUAGUCUAUCUGCGAUUCGAUGAUUCGUCAGACCCUAAUCAUGCAAAGCCACUAUUCUUGCUCUAUUGAACACUGAAAUUCUAUUGCCAGGAAUAGUUGCAAAGAAAAACUCAACAAUCACUUAAACACGCAAAAUUGAUAUAAACAACUUUUUAAAUAUUGGUACCUAAAAUUUGUUUUUGUAAACAUAAAAAAAACAGCCAUGAUUAAUAUUUCCUUUUAAUAUUUACGAGGGGGGUCCAAGAAUUUUGGCGAUGUGUCUUUUGAAUUUGACAGCUUUCACCACGUGUUGUUCAUCUCCGUCUCAUGCACAUAACUACAAAUAGCAAGCACAAAACACGACAUACAGUCAGAUAAAUAUGAGUUUGAGCUGUAACAUAUGUUGACACUUCCAACGAAUUGUUGCAUAUGAAAUGAGAAUCUUAUAUUACAAAUUUUGUCAAAUGUUUUGCUAUUUAAAUUUGAUUUUACAUUUUUAAACUUAGAAGGAACGCUUUAGAACACUGGCGAUGGGCUAAAAAUUACAGAACCAACUGGAUAGCAUCUUUAAUGUCUUGUUUUAACUUUUAUCGUUAAUCAAAGAUAUUCAUAUCUUUAAUUUUUAGUUAUACAAUUUCAUAAAUUCCACAACAAAAAUCACCUUAUCUGAAAUUUCUCCAGGUCAUAGAUACUUUGUGAUUAUUAGUUUUAUAUAUAAUGUAAAUAUUUGACUUUGAUGUUUGUGAACCAUUAUUUUCAAUACCGAUUCUACCUUUCAAAUUAAUCAGAUUUUUGUUAUAAGCUGCCUUAUUUCUUUAUAACUAGUAAAAUUUAAAAAGCUGUUUCCAGUUUUAUUAAGUUUUAAAACGACUACAUUUUAUAAGAUCUGGUUGAUUUAAAAGAUGCUACAUUCAAGUAGUGAUGGCAAAACGUUUAAAAAUAUUGAAUAUAAUAGUUGAUUUUUUAAUGUAAUGCCAUCUCGGAAGAUAUUGGUUAAUGUAGUUGUAAGAUACAUGUACUUCUUUAUUUAAAAUGUUGGAUCAUUUUUAUAUUUGUUUGUUUUCUACAUGAAUGUUUCUACUUAAUGUUGUUCAACUUCUAACCUGUUAGAAAGUGUUGUGAGUUAAUAAGAAAUUUUUAAUAUUUUUGAAGCACAGUUGUACCAUUUUGACAGUUAUAGAUUUAUAAAUUAUACAAAUUACUCUGUUUUAUUUAGAAGUAUAAUAGCUUGAAAGAUGAAAAUAUUUUAUAUGCCAAAAAUAAUGAUGUAUUAUUUAAGGAAAAUAUGCUACAAUACAUUUGUAAAACAUCCUUGAUGAGUUGUAUAUAAAGUAGUUGUAAUUUUUUAGCAAGGUUAACUGUACUCUUAUGAAUUAGCUUCUCUCUGUGAACAUUAAUUUUUGCUACUUAUAAUUAUCAAUUGCCCAUUAUGUAAUUAUUAAUAAUUAAAAUAAAAACUUUAAUUGA